Messenger RNA from Calidris pugnax (ruff), 2590 nucleotides. RefSeq names its product ring finger protein 114 (gene RNF114). Gene Ontology annotation, molecular function: ubiquitin protein ligase activity. Gene Ontology annotation, biological process: ubiquitin-dependent protein catabolic process; protein polyubiquitination. The coding region runs from base 21 to 695 and encodes 224 amino acids. Lineage: Eukaryota; Metazoa; Chordata; Aves; Charadriiformes; Scolopacidae. The transcript has 6 exons. The record is from RefSeq and is a predicted model, not a curated record.
CGGUUGGCGGCGGCGGCAAGAUGGCGGUGGCCGGUGCUGGCGGUUCCUCCCGCUCCCCCGAGCGGCGCUACGACCCGCUGUCGCGCUUUACCUGCCCCGUGUGCCUGGAGGUGUACGAGAGCCCGGUGCGCGUCCCCUGCGGACACGUCUUUUGCACGCCGUGCCUGCAGGAGUGUCUGAAGCCCAAAAAGCCGGUUUGUGGCGUCUGCCGCAGCACCCUGUCGCCCGGCAGCAGAGCUCUGGACUUGGAAAAGCAAAUUGAAACCACAGAAACGGCUUGCAGCGGCUGCAAUAAAAAAAUGUAUCUCUCCAAGAUGCGCAGCCAUGUAGCCUCCUGUUCAAAGUACCAGAACUACAUCAUGGAAGGUGUGAAAGCUGUAACUAAAGAACCACUUCACAACUCCAGGAACUUCCCAAAUCGCUUUACCUUUCCUUGCCCAUAUUGCAACGAGAGAAACUUUGAUCAAGAAGGACUAGUCGAACACUGCAAAUCAUUGCACAGCAUGGAUGCAAAACAAGUGGUUUGCCCAAUUUGUGCCUCAAUGCCAUGGGGAGAUCCAAAUUACAGGAGUGCUAACUUCAUGGAGCACCUUCAAAGACGACAUCGCUUUUCAUACGAUACGUUUGUGGAUUAUGAUGCUGAUGAAGAUGAUAUGAUGGCACAGGUUUUGAUGCGUUCUUUGCGGGAUAAAUGAACCAACUAGAAGAUUAACUGUAAACCCCAAGCUUCCGUGAGGGGGAAAUGCCCAGCAUCCUCACACUUGGCCCUGUACAUCCCAAGAUGAACUCAGGCAUCCAGAAAUACGGAAGACUUCUUAAUCCCUAUCUCGGUUUCAAAUCCUGUUUUGAUAUCUCUGUACCACUUAGUCUUUUGUUAAUGUGGUCUAUGCCAUUUAACCCCGUCAGCCUAAUUUUCUUUCUUACUUCACAGUUGUAGGUCAUCGUGGAGGAAGCAAAUCUGUUUUCCUUUACCUCUGCCUAUUUCUUGGUUUCUUUUGCAGUUGUGUUUAUUGGACUGUCUGAAAACAAAAACAUUCCAAAAGGAGUGGCCUGAACUAGUGCAUAAGUAUCUCUUCCCAGUCCCACUUACGUAUCUUAAGUGGUUGUAUGAGAGGUGUAUUUGUAGCUCUGUUUUCCUUUAGUGAAACCUCUAGGUGCUAACUGUAAUUGUCAGACCAGCUCUCAUUUAAAGUGACCUAUAGAUGCCUGUGAUUUCAUAAUGUUUCCCAGUGUUGAAAUUCUUAUACGCAGCCUCUCGACUAUAUGGAAAACCUCUUCAGUAUAAGUCUUCAAACUACAAACUUUCUUAGCAAAUCUUUGCACCUGUAUAAGCAACUAGUUCAAAAUAUUUUAGUUCUAUGCAUGAUUAUUACUUUCUUCCAUACUUUGACCAUAAUUCCUAGCCUGGAAAGUAAACUUUAACGUUGGUCUUAUUUAAAAAACAAUGCAUUCUAAGUGUCUUAGCAAAUAUUAAUCAUUUUUUCUGGCUUUAUGAUUAAAUUGGUGGUUUGGAAACUGAUUUUCUAGUAAUUUUAAUCCUUACGCUGAUAAGGGAAUUCAAAAUUUUUUUUUCAAUACCUUUGCUUUCUAUUUAAACUAAAAUUUUCAUAUAUAUUCCUAUCUUUUCCAUCUCUCACAGCAAGCUGGUAGCAAAACUGACCAGUAAUUCAUUGCACUUGCACAGCACUACCUUUCUGCAUUACAGAUUAUAACAGGUAUUUUGGAUUCCUGUUCUUCAUCUCCAUUUGCUAAAGUAGGUGAAGCUGUACUUAGAUUGUUUUCCAUAUAAUAUGAUAAGUAUAGUAUGCAGUUAUAGCUCUCAAAGGAAAAAUAAAAUAUAACCCAGAAAGCAGGAUGACAAUUCCAGUACCUGGUAAAUGGAUACUCUGUAUUGAAGUCUACGCUUUUACUACAGAGAUUCCUUUUUAGGUUAAAUUUUUCAUUAACCGCACAGUGAAGAUACUGAGAUCUAAUGAUCUAAGGCACCUGACCAGAACUUGUAAAUCACGGUAGUGUUGAGAUGUCUAGCCUAAUUUAAGCAUGUUUAAUUGGAGCAGUGGACCUGCACCACCACGGAGUUGAGGACUAAUUAAUUUAUUUGACCAGUAAACUUAUUAUCAUAGCGUUCUGCAGACUGCAGCAUAGCCUUACCCUUAAAACAAUGACAUGCACCCCACCCAACACCUCUCGAUUGACCUUUCUGUCCAGCCAGACCUCAAACAUAUUUAAGUUCAUUGCAGUAUGAUUUCCCCAACUUUUUUAGGGCUAUUACAGACUCAUCCUUAAGUCUUGGAGGGGGGAACUGUGGGAAAAGUGCUGUGUUUGGGGUUGGUUAUUUUUAAUGCUUGUUCUGCAAAGAGAUUACGUCGUGUUAGUGGUUGGAUGGGGAUUUCUGGGUUCUGGCUAGAACGCAGUUUGGUGGUACCCAUUGACCAGAAUCUCGAUUUCUGCUACUAUUCUAAGUGCACUUCCAUGCAAUUCUGAUAAAAUGUUUAAGGAGCAGUUAGAAGCUUCCGAGAAAUUACUUUGUCAUGUUUUUGACUUUUGAAGACAAGUUACAAAUAAAGAUCAUUUAAUUUAUAAAAGCCUA